Messenger RNA from Malania oleifera, 2496 nucleotides. Its product is annotated as scarecrow-like protein 13. The transcript is spliced from 3 exons. Gene Ontology annotation, biological process: regulation of DNA-templated transcription. Bases 535 to 2181 code for a protein of 548 amino acids. The record is from RefSeq and is a predicted model, not a curated record. Gene Ontology annotation, molecular function: DNA-binding transcription factor activity; sequence-specific DNA binding. Gene Ontology annotation, cellular component: nucleus. NCBI's taxonomy places the organism in Eukaryota, Viridiplantae, Streptophyta, Magnoliopsida, Santalales, Ximeniaceae.
UUUAUGAGAUCAUUUUUCAGGAGAAAAACCGAAUGGUGGCUCUCUGCGCUCUGGAAUCCCGCAGAGGAACAAGACAGAAAAAGGAAAACUGAACCUGAGCUGAGUGUUACAGAGCUAAGGGUGUAGAUUUGAGGGAUGAUUUUUGUUUCUGUGAUUUGUUGAGCUGGAAUAUGAGGUUCAAGUUCGUGUUUUGUUUGAUUUGUUCGUGAUUUGGGAAGAUGGGUCGGUGUUGGAAUUUUGUAAGGUAAUACUUUUCUUUAUACAUCAUUUACAGCAGUUGGGAUAUAAAAACUGGUGAUAGAGUUAGCAAGAAACAUAACCAAGAUUGUGGCUGUCAAACAAAUCAUCUGGCUGCUUAACAAGAUAUUACAGCUGUCUUGCUUUAUUAUCAAGCCUCGUGAUUUAGUAUACGUUGCUGUUCAACAAAUUGGAUAAAUUGUCCAGGUUUUGAGAACAGUUUUAUCAGAAAGGAUUGUUACUAAUAGUUCCGGUCUCCAUUGCCUUGGCUAGAUUAAUUUUGUGGAUUGCUCUUAGAUGCGAACAUCCAAGGAACACCAAGGAUCAGGUAAUAUCCACAGAUUGUGCCACCAACCUGCGCAAGAAGUUGAACCUUAUUGCACGUCUCAAUUUCAUAUUUUAGACAACAGUAUGUGUGCUGACAAUAUUAUCAAAAAAGCUCAGUUGUCCCUGCAAACUUGCAAUGAGCAGUUCUUCACCCUUGAAUCAUCUCCAGCCACUGCUGGUUACGUCGGUUAUGAUUCCCCAUCUGGCGUCAGUGUUUCAUCCAAUAGGAGUCCCUUCUCACCACAAGGUUCUCAGUCGUGCCUUUCGGACCCACAUCAAUCCCCCGACAAUAACUAUGGAUCGCCAAUCAGUGGGUCUUCCGGGGUUGAAGAUUCCAACGAGUUGAGGCAUAGACUCAGGGAAUUGGAGGUUUCAUUGCUUGGUCCUGAUUCAGAUAUUGUCCAUGACUGCAGUUGCUCCUUCAGGAAUGGUAGUGCCUGUGUAACAUCUUCCAUGACAAUGUGGAAUCAAAUGGCAGAAAUGAUCCCUAGUUUCGACCUGAAACAAGUGCUCAUUUCCUGUGCACAAGCAGUAUCUGAAGCUGAUGUACAGGCUGCAGUAUUUUUAAUGGAUUUGUUGGGGCAGAUGGUGUCAGUUUCUGGAGACCCAGCCCAGCGCUUGGGUGCAUACCUGUUGGAAGGUCUUAGAGCGAGGCUGGAAUCCUCAGGGAGUUCAAUCUAUAAAGCCCUCAAGUGCGAGGAACCAACAAGCUCAGAACUCAUGUCCUACAUGCAUAUCCUGUAUCAAAUCUGCCCAUACUGGAAGUUUGCCUACAUGUCUUCCAAUGUUGUGAUUGGAGAAGCUAUGAAGGAUGAACCCAGAAUCCACAUCAUUGAUUUCCAGAUUGCUCAGGGCAGCCAGUGGGUGCCUCUAAUCAAGGCUCUUGCAGUUCGACCUGGUGGACCCCCAUGCAUCCGCAUCACUGGCAUUGAUGACUCCCAAUCCGCCCAUGCCCGAGGCGGCGGACUUCACAUUGUGGGUCGGAGACUUGCAGAGCUCGCUGAGUCCUGUGGCAUCCUGUUUGAGUUCCAUGCAGUAGAUAUGUCUGGUUCCGAGGUAGAACUAGAAAAUCUUCAUUUCAGGCAUGGUGAGGCAUUGGCUGUGAAUUUUCCAUUUGUGUUGCAUCACAUGCCAGAUGAGAGUGUGAGCACUAUAAACCCCCGAGACCGCCUCUUGAGGUUGGUCAAGAGCUUGUCCCCUAAAGUUGUAACCCUCGUUGAGCAAGAGUCGAACACAAACACUGCGCCGUUCCUUCCACGAUUCCUUGAGACCCUGGAUUAUUACACAGCCAUGUUUGAAUCCAUCGACGUGGCUCGCCCAAGGGAUGAUAAGCAGCGAAUCAGUGCAGAGCAGCAUUGUGUGGCUCGGGACAUUGUCAACAUAAUAGCUUGUGAGGGGGAUGAAAGGGUGGAGAGGCAUGAACUUUUAGGUAAGUGGAGAUCAAGGUUCUUGAUGGCUGGGUUUACUCCAUAUCCGAUGAGUUCUUCUGUGACCGAAGCCAUCAGGGAUUUAUUGAAGGACUAUAGCCAAAAUUAUAGGAUUGAAGAGAGGUGGGGAGCAGUCUACCUUGGCUGGAUGAACAGAGCUUUAGCAACUUCCAGUGCAUGGAAAGUGUAACUGGUAGUGUAUGAAUGACUUCAGCCUAGUAUCUGUAAAUUUUGCUUCUGUUGUUAACAUUCAAGUAUGAGCCAUGUUGCCUUCUGUUUUUUGAAAUAUCUUCUAUAGAAAAGAGGAGGCCCCUGCGUUAGUUCACCUUGUUCUAAAGCUCCAACUUAAGUCUAAGAUUUUGUUCUCUACACCAUCAAUCAGUCAGCAACAUCCUCUUGUUUCCAUCUACAACUUGACUUGGUUCAGCCAAACAAAUAAACUUUGUCAAUGGCAAUUAGAAGAUAUAUUUUCUUAGAAUAAAUCUAAUUAAAAUAUUUUAGUGUU